This is a messenger RNA of Sapajus apella (tufted capuchin), 4519 nucleotides long. It is a transcript of the gene RNF123, whose product is annotated as ring finger protein 123. NCBI's taxonomy places the organism in Eukaryota, Metazoa, Chordata, Mammalia, Primates, Cebidae. Gene Ontology annotation, molecular function: ubiquitin-protein transferase activity; protein binding. Gene Ontology annotation, cellular component: cytoplasm. The transcript is spliced from 39 exons. Bases 298 to 4302 code for a protein of 1334 amino acids. The record is from RefSeq and is a predicted model, not a curated record.
UGCCACAGCAGGGCUGGGAGCAUCCUCAGGGCAGGCGGAGGUCGGAUGUGGUGAGGCCUUCCGGCGAAGCUGAGGCCUGGAACAACAACUCGGUGGGAGACCGUGGAAGGGGUCCAUUAGCGGAGGCUGGGCAGGGGUCAGUGCGCGUGCGCAGCUGGAGGCGCGGCGCGCCGGCGUGCGCGUGAUUUGGCCCUAGACGGAUGCCGUAGCCAAGAGGUUGGGCGGAUGUUGUGAGCCGGGGCGCCGCGGCCAAGGCUCGGGCCUCCAGGACGACUGACUGCCCAUGAGAGAUGAAGGAUGGCAUCCAAGGGGGCCGGCAUGUCUUUCUCCCGCAAGAGCUAUAGGCUGACCUCAGAUGCUGAGAAAUCCAGGGUCACAGGCAUUGUGCAGGAGAAGCUGCUGAAUGACUACCUGAACCGCAUCUUUUCCUCUUCUGACCAUGCACCCCCAGCAGCCACCAGCAGGAAACCCCUGAACUUCCAGAACCUGCCAGAACAUUUGGACCUGCUGCUACAGGUGGACGAUGAAGAAGAGGAAAGCCAGGGACAGGUUGAAGGGCGGCUUGGCCCAUCCACUGUGGUCCUGGAUCACACAGGCGGCUUCGAGGGGCUUCUCCUGGUAGAUGAUGACCUGCUGGGGGUGAUUGGACACAGCAACUUUGGCACCAUCCGCUCUACCACAUGCGUGUACAAAGGGAAAUGGGUCUACGAGGUCCUCAUCUCCUCCCAGGGGCUCAUGCAGAUUGGCUGGUGCACCAUCAGCUGCCGCUUCAACCAGGAGGAGGGGGUUGGAGAUACACACAACUCCUAUGCCUAUGAUGGCAACCGUGUGCGCAAGUGGAACGUGACCACAACGAAUUACGGCAAGGCAUGGGCAGCGGGGGACAUCGUGAGCUGUCUAAUCGACCUGGAUGAUGGCACGCUGUCUUUCUGUCUGAAUGGUGUAUCACUGGGCACUGCCUUCGAGAACCUAUCCAGGGGCCUGGGCAUGGCCUACUUCCCAGCCAUCAGCCUUUCUUUCAAGGAGUCCGUGGCCUUCAACUUUGGCAGCCGUCCUCUGCGCUACCCAGUGGCGGGCUACCGGCCCCUGCAGGACCCACCUAGUGCUGACCUGGUGCGGGCACAGAGGUUGCUGGGCUGCUUCCGGGCAGUGCUGAGUGUGGAGCUGGACCCCAUGGAAGGGCAGCUGUUGGACAGGGAGAGCUCCGAGUGGCGGUUGCGGGGCCAGCCCACUGUCCUCCUCACACUGGCCCACAUCUUCCAUCGCUUUGCACCGCUCCUGCGCAAGGUGUACCUGGUGGAGGCUGUGCUCAUGAGCUUCCUGCUGGGCAUCGUGGAGAAGGGCACACGCGCACAAGCACAGUCCGUGGUGCACCAGGUCCUGGACCUCUUGUGGCUCUUCAUGGAGGACUAUGAGGUACAAGAUUGCCUCAAGCAGUUGAUGAUGUCUCUGCUUCGGCUGUACCGGUUCUCACCCAUCGUCCCAGACCUGGGCCUACAGAUCCAUUACCUACGGCUCACGAUCGCCAUCCUGAGGCAUGAGAAGUCCCGCAAGUUUCUGCUUAGCAACGUCCUCUUCGACGUGCUCCGCUCCGUCGUGUUCUUUUACAUCAAGAGCCCCUUGCGUGUGGAGGAAGCUGGCCUGCAGGAGCUCAUUCCCACCACCUGGUGGCCCCACCGCUCCAGUAAGGAGGGCAAAGAGAACACGGAGAUGAAGGAGGAGACAGCAGAGGAGCGGCUGCGUCGGCGAGCCUACGAACGGGGCUGCCAGCGGCUCAAGAAGCGCAUUGAAGUGGUGGAAGAACUACAGGUCCAGAUCCUGAAGCUGCUGCUGGACAAUAAAGAUGGCAACGGGGGCGAAGCUUCUAGGUACAUAUUCCUGACCAAGUUUCGCAAGUUUCUGCAGGAAAAUGCCAGCGGCCGUGGGAACAUGCCCAUGCUCUGCCCCCCCGAGUACAUGGUCUGCUUCUUACACCGACUGAUCUCUGCCCUGCGAUACUAUUGGGAUGAGUACAAGGCUUCCAGUCCCCAUGCUUCCUACAGUGAGGAGGCCUACAUCCCUCCCCAGGUUUUCUAUAAUGGCAAGGUGGACUACUUUGACCUGCAGCGCCUGGGGGGCCUCCUCUCCCACCUGCGGAAGACCCUCAAAGAUGACCUUGCUUCCAAAGCCAACAUUGUGAUCGACCCACUGGAGCUCCAGGCAGCCACCAUGGAUGACCUGGACGAGGAUGAGGAGCCAGCCCCAUCUAUGGCCCAGCGCCCCAUGCAGGCCCUGGCUGUUGGGGGGUCACUACCCCUGCCCCGGCCCAGCUGGCUCAGUUCUCCAACCUUGGGCCGAGCCAACCGCUUCCUCAGCACAGCAGCCGUGAGCCUCAUGACCCCACGGCGUCCUCUUAGCACCUCGGAGAAAGUGAAGGUCCGCACGCUGAGCGUGGAGCAGAGGACCCGUGAGGACAUUGAAGGCAGCCACUGGAACGAGGGCCUGCUGCUGGGGCGGCCCCCCGAGGAGCCUGAGCAGCCCCUCACCGAGAACUCGCUGCUGGAAGUCCUGGAUGGGGUGGUCAUGAUGUACAACCUCAGCGUGCACCAGCAGCUGGGCAAGAUGGUGGGUGUCUCCGAUGAUGUGAAUGAAUACGCAGUGGCUCUGAGGGACACAGAGGACAAGCUCCACCGGUGCCCUGAGCGGAGGAAGGACAUUUUUGCAGAGUUGACCAAGAGCCAGAAGGUUUUCUCAGAAAAGCUGGACCACCUGAGCCGCCGUCUUGCCUGGGUCCACGCCACUGUCUACUCCCAGGCCAGGCCAUGCCCCCAAGACCCCACUGGUGAGAGGCACACACCCGUGUGCCUCCUGCAGGAGAAGAUGCUGGACAUCUACUGGCUGCUGCGAGUCUGCCUGCGGACCAUUGAGCACGGCGAUCGCACGGGAUCUCUCUUUGCCUUCAUGCCCGAGUUCUACCUGAGCGUGGCCAUCAACAGCUACAGUGCUCUCAAGAAUUACUUUGGCCCUGUGCACAGCAUGGAGGAGCUCCCAGGCUAUGAAGAGACCCUGACCCGCCUGGCUGCCAUUCUUGCCACACACUUUGCAGACACACGCAUCGUGGGCACUGACAUACGAGACUCUCUGAUGCAGGCCCUGGCCAGCUACGUGUGCUACCCACACUCCCUGCGGGCUGUGGAGCGAAUCCCUGAGGAACAGCGUAUUGCCAUGGUAAGGAACCUCCUGGCUCCCUAUGAACAGCGGCCCUGGGCCCAGACCAACUGGAUCCUGGUGCGGCUCUGGAGGGGCUGUGGCUUUGGAUACCGCUAUACACGGCUGCCACAUCUGCUGAAAACCAAACUUGAGGAUGCUAAUUUGCCCAGCCUCCAGAAGCCCUGCCCCUCCACCCUGCUGCAGCGGCACAUGGCAGAUCUCCUGCAGCAGGGUCCCGAUGUGGCGCCCAGCUUCCUCAACAGCGUCCUCAACCAGCUCAACUGGGCCUUCUCUGAAUUCAUUGGCAUGAUCCAGGAGAUCCAGCAGGCUGCUGAGCGCCUGGAGCGGAACUUUGUGGAUAGCCGGCAGCUCAAGGUAUGUGCUACCUGCUUUGACCUCUCGGUCAGCCUGCUGCGUGUCUUGGAGAUGACCAUCACACUGGUGCCUGAGAUAUUCCUCGACUGGACCCGGCCUACCUCUGAGAUGCUGCUACGGCGUCUUGCACAGCUGCUAAACCAGGUGCUGAACCGGGUGACAGCUGAGAGGAACCUGUUUGAUCGUGUGGUCACCCUACGGCUGCCUGGCCUAGAGAGCGUGGACCACUACCCCAUUCUGGUGGCAGUGACGGGCAUCCUGGUGCAGCUCCUGGUGCGUGGCCCAGCUUCAGAGAGAGAACGAGCCACAUCAGUGCUCCUGGCAGAUCCCUGCUUCCAGCUCCGUUCAAUAUGCUAUCUCCUGGGACAGCCAGAGCCCCCAGCACCUGGCACUACCCUGCCAGCCCCUGACCGGAAGCGCUUCUCCCUGCAGAGCUAUGCAGAUUAUAUCAGUGCCGACGAGCUGGCUCAGGUGGAACAGAUGCUGGCGCACCUGACCUCUGCAUCUGCCCAGGCAGCAGCUGCCUCCCUGCCCACCAGUGAGGAGGACCUCUGCCCCAUCUGCUAUGCCCACCCCAUCUCUGCUGUGUUCCAGCCCUGUGGCCACAAGUCCUGCAAAGCCUGCAUCAACCAACACCUGAUGAACAACAAGGACUGCUUCUUCUGCAAAGCCACCAUCGUGUCUGUAGAGGACUGGGAGAAGGCAGCCAGUACGAGCACUACCUCCUCAGCUGCUUAGCUCUCAGCCUGCCAUCCUGGAACCUCCACCCUUGAACCCAGAGCCAGGCUGGGCCCUAUUUAUGAGCUCCCUUUGCCCUUCUCCUGUACCCACCACCACCACAUCCAACCCCCGUGCCUGCCUGUUUCAUUGGUGGGAGCCCAGCCAUGGCCCUAAUUGUGCCUGAGCUUGACUUUCAGUCAGGGCCACAGUGAGCAUUAAAUUAUUAUUCCAUACA